CCCUGUCUCUCCCGAUGGAGAGAUCCACGUAUAGAUUUUAAUCACUUCCUUACAUUAGUGACGAGCAAUGAUUCGGCCCACAUCAAACCGGAUUGAACGUAUUUUGAUUUAGGUUUGAUCUUACGAAUUAUCUUAAACAUGAAGAAAAAUUAGAUUGGAACUGAAUUCAUACUCGAAUAAUCUAAGCCAAAUGAAUCAACCGUGUUUUCAAUAUGAUUCCAAUUCUCAAAUUUCCCUUAAUUGGUUCUAUUAUUAUAUUUUAAUUCUAUCCAUUUCCGGAUCAAAUCAACCGAUGUUCACUCCUAAAUUAAAUAAGAAAUUUCAUUAAAAAAACUAAGAUUGGUUAUUCGAACUAUUAUAAGCGACUUUUUAGCAAUGGAUGAUGGGAAAUAACUAGCUUUCUUCAAAUAAAUCUAGGGGUUCAGAUUUGGAGAAUGAAUCCUUCUCAAAUGCAUGGCUAUUUUUAUAUAUGCUGGCAUUUUUUUGUGGACUAUUUUCCGGUAGUGAGAACAUGAUUUUUUGUGAGCACCAUUAUAUUGGUCCUUUCUUUUACUUUUUCAAUUAUUGAUGUUCUUGUCUCAUAUUGGGACGCCAGAUGUCCUCAUGUGGAUGCAUGGAAGCAUAAAAUUCUCAUUGUCUGGACUUAGUUCUGAGAUUCUGAUCUGCCAAAUUUCGAUUUGAUGUCUCUGUUUUACUAGGUUUCGGGUGAGUCAGAGGACGAACAGGGGAGUAUAGAAAUUAAGAAGUUAAGUUUUCUGGGCAUAGAUUCAUUUUGUUUUCUCAACUUGAAAUGUUGAUGUUAUCCAAUUCGAUUGGUAUAUGUGUUGGGGGAGCAAGUAUGGGUCGAGGGGCAAUACAAUUAGAAAGACCCAAGGAAGCUUGUUGGGGGGUGCAGACAUCGGCCAAGCAGGGACCAGGCAGAGAAGUCCAAAGAAGCCCACAAGAGUAGGGGCCAUGGGCUUGAGUGUGCACUGUGAACGGCCCAAAUGACCAAGACAGCGCACGGGACAUGUGGGGUCGGACACCUGGCAAGGGGCGCAUGGGACAAAAGACAUCCAACGGUCGGAAGUGUACGUAAAGCUGGCCACAUGAUGUCAUGCGCCUCAAACGCCUGACGAAAGUGUCAGGUGGUCGAGGCGCAUGCGCAAGGGUUAUACGGCGCAUUUAUUGCGGACCUGACACAAGGCGAGAGCGAUGGAUACCGGUCGAUCUCGCUCCGGGUAUAAAUAGUGAAGUAGGUAAACCUCAUUUACUCAGUUUUGCUUCUCUUACUAGAACUGUUCUCCACUUCUCUCUAGAAAGAAGGGUUCUCGCUUGGGCUUCAGAGUGCUAACGGAUCUAUCCGGUCUGCUAGGCGCUUGUGUGUGCAGGCAGGAGCACGUCCUGAAGCGCAAUAAGAAAGGAGGCGCGCAGCGUGAAGGGGAAGGUUUCGGGGCAUAAACAAUAUGUUAUUGUAUAGAUUUGAUUUAAUUUUAUCUAAUAAUGUUAACUUGUUGUGAGAUAUCGAAUUAGAAAUGAUUUUUUGGGAUUUACAUUUUACACACACAAUGAAAAAAAUACAGUGCAAAUGUUAUCCAUCUCGACUGAUGUAGGUUCACACAUGGAAUCGUGUUUGAGAUUAACCUCAUCAAGUAAGUCUGGUGAAGGUGAAACCUCAUAGUUUAUGAUAUAGAUUUGUAGAGUCACUUCGAGGAGGCUCAAAACAGAAAUAGAGACUCGCUGCUUGAGCUCCUCUUCCCUUUUUCGACUGAAAUCCAAUUAUCCAAAUCAAUAAAAAAAGGUAAUUUCUUCUUAACACUGGAUAAUGUUACACUUUUUUCGAUGACGUCACAGAGUUUGAGAAGAACUCUUCGAUUAAAUCUAUUGUGUACAUUUCUCCCCCGUUUUAAAAACCUCAUUAUUGACGGCAACUAGGUCAUCUUGGCCUCCUAUAUUUGCAAAUAUUUUUUUGUAAAUGUCGUUCAUCCUGGAAAAAGAUCAACUAAUGAAACUUGGCUCAUCGUAUCCACAAAUCUCACUCUGUGUUGCUCUGACUUACAAAAUUAACCUAAGCAACUAGAGUAAUUAGCACUCGGAGUGCCACGAUGGUUAAUAAUUUCAAGAUACGGUUUUGUUAGAAACGAAGAACCAACAAACAGAAGGAAAAAAUCUGCAGAAAUCAGAACUUGUGCGCAAGUGUUUUUGGGGGGCCGAAUUCUUCAAUUUUUAUUUACUCAUAAACCAAGUCUUUUUAUUGGCAUGUAAACCCUACAAUCAGUACUCCUCCUAAGACUCGGGAGAAUUUACAGCCCAUGAUUCAACAACUCCACUAACCCUCCACAAAUAGCUAACAAACUUCAGUAGCUGACUCUACUGCUAACAGACUACUUGGAAAACAUGAACUGACUCGAAACAGAGCGAAUAUCCAGCAGUUUUUCUUUCCUUAAUCCGAUUAGCAUGUCAAAAUGUGACAGUGGCAAGGUCACAUCUUCUGUUCUGCAGAAUUCUAGGUCCAUCCACUAUGGACGACCUGAAGGCGCACAUCUGCAUCUUCAUCGCCACUGUGUUGUGCGUUUUCAUUGGGUGGUACAGGGAUUUUAAGGACUCGAAGCUCCUUCUCGAGAAGAGGAGGCAGCAAAGGGAAAGGAAGAAUCUGUGAAGCCAUGUUUGGGAAUGGAGAAGUGGUGUUAGAAUCCAAUCAAAUUGAGUAUGCUGUGAACUUCAACAGUGGGAUGACAAAUAUAUCCGCGAUCGGUAAGGUAAAACUGGAAUCCGAAAAAAUUUUGGUGGGGAUGAAACGCUACAAAUUCAAAUAUUGCGGGGUGAUGGGUGGUGCAUGGUUAUCUCAUUGUUCAAUCCGAACCCAACACCGACUGUACACGUGCAUAUGUAUUUUACCUGGAAAUGAUUAUUGUUUUUUUUCAAUGUAUUUGAUAUUUAGCAUAUAGAUGUAAUAUUUUUAACGAAAUUGUGUUAUUUUUAAUUAAUUUUUUUUAGUUCUAGUGAUAUAUUAUCGUACUUUUAUACUCAUGCAACGUGAGUAUAUCUGUGAAUGUUAACAGGUUAGUUGGAUUUAUAAAAGAGAAAUUAUUAUCAAUGGAUAACCGUGGGUAUCCGAAACCCGAAUGGGUAUGAGCAUGGUUUCAAUUUUCUACUUGAUUCUUAUGUGUGUAUGGGUAAAAUUCGAACGAUUUCAAGUAUGGUAACAUAUAUGCACUAUCCGCCUCCGACCCUAUCCGUUGAAAUCUCUGUUGGAGACUACAGAAAUCACGAAAUGUUGUUUGCUUCUAGGGAUUUUAAUUUACAUUAUAAUUAAUUUAUGACAUGCUAUUAUAAUUGCAUUGUUUUUGAGGUUAUGUGUUCAAAUUCUCAUGAUCUCAAUACUAACAGUUGAUCAUAUGAGUUGGCGGUCGUUCAAGGGGCUAUGAGGAAGUGGUUAAAAUACUAUGUUCAAACCUGCCACCAAUCCAACGGUAUUUCAAAACAUAACGACCUUAUCCGUGUCUCCCUCCACAAUCCAGCCAUGGCAAUGGCGGCGUUUUCUUCUUCAUCUUCUUCUCCGCUCGCAGUUUCAUCAACCGCAGUUCCCCAUUCCCUACCCGUCUCAUAUCCUCCAUCCCAAUUCCUUCCAAACCACCCGCCUCUCGCUCUUCUCUCCACCUGCAAAGACCUCCGAACUCUCAAGCAAAUUCACUCGCUCGUCAUCAGAACCGGCCUCCACCACAACAACACCCAGUUCGCUCUCACCAAGCUAAUCGAGUUCUGCGCGGUUUCUCCCUUCGGCGACCUUCCCUAUGCUCUGUCGCUCUUUCACACCGUCGAAAACCCUGAUCAGAGAGUCUGGAACCACGUAAUCAGGGGAUUCGCGCUGAGUGAAUCCCCUGCUCUGGCCGUGGAAUUUUACAUCCGUAUGAUGGUGGCUGGUUUGGAGCCGAAUAACCAUACGUUCCCCUUCGUUUUGAAGUCGUGCGCGAAGCUGGGGAAUGCCCAUGAAGGGAAACAGGUCCAUGGACAUGUUCUGAAGCUUGGUGUUGAGAACGAUCCGUUUGUGCAUACUUCUUUGAUUAACAUGUACGCUCAGAAUCGUGAAUUGGGUUAUGCAAGAUCAGUGUUCGACAAAAGUCCUAAGAGGGAUCCGAUUUCGUAUACUGCUUUGAUCAAUGGGUAUGGUUCGAGUGGGCUUAUGGAUGAGGCUCGCAAACUGUUCGAUGAAAUGCCUGUUAGAGAUGUAGUGUCGUGGAAUGCUGUGAUUGCAGGCUAUAUACAGAAUCGCCUAUAUGAAGAGGCACUAGCUUUCUUCGAAGACAUGGUUAGGAUGAGAAUUACUCCGAAUGUGAGCACUAUGCUGUCUGUCCUUUCCGCGUGUGCGAAUUCAGGAUCUCUUGAGCUAGGCAAUUGGGUGCAUUCAUGGAUUGAGGAUCAUGGGCUAGGAUCAAAUCUCAGGCUUGCCAAUGGUCUUGUUGACAUGUAUGCUAAGUGUGCAGAUCUAGAGAGAGCUAAGAACGUGUUUGAUAACAUGAAAACCAAGAGUGUCGUCUCAUGGAACGCUAUGAUUGGUGGGUAUAACCACAUGGGCUGUUACAAGGAAGCACUGGAGAUUUUCAGACGGAUGCUCGAAUCAAAUGUUGACCCUAAUGAGGUAACCUUGGUAAGCAUUCUUCCCGCUGUUUCAAACUCAGGUGCUCUAACUCUCGGUAAAUGGAUCCAUGCUCAUAUAGACAAGAACAUGAACAAAUUUCAGUUGACUAGAAAUAGUGCUCUAUCGACAAGCCUCAUUGACAUGUAUGCCAAAUGCGGCGAUAUCAUGGCAGCCAAACGAAUCUUUGAUUCCAUGGAAAUUAAAAGUUUGGCUUCUUGGAAUGCAAUGAUAUCUGGGUUAGCCAUGCACGGGUUUGUUGACAUGGCACUCGAACUCUUCUCCAGAAUGAUAAACGAAGAUUUUGUACCAGACGACAUCACCUUUGUUGGUAUAUUAUCUGCUUGUAACCAUGGUGGUUUCGUAGAACUUGGAAGGAAGUACUUCUUUUCAAUGGUAGAAGAUUAUAACUUUACUCCUAAACUUCAACACUAUGGUUGCAUGAUAGAUCUUCUAGGCAAAGCUGGGCUAUUCGAUGAAGCAGAGAUACUGAUAGAUGAUAUGGUAGUGAACCCUGAUGGAGCCAUAUGGGGUUCUCUGCUUGGCGCUUGUAGGCUUCAUGGACGAGUGGAUUUGGCCGAAAUGGCUGCCAAGCGUGUUUUCGAGUUGGAGCCUGAAAACACUGGUGCGUAUGUACUCCUGUCAAAUAUCUAUGCUAAAGCUGGGAAAUGGGAUGAUGUGGCGAGAAUAAGAACUAGGAUAAACGAUAGAGGACUGGAGAAAGUGCCCGGUUGUAGUUCUAUUGAGGUGGAUAGUGUUGUUCAUGAGUUUCUAGUUGGUGACAAGACUCAUUCUCAGAGCGAUGAAAUCUAUGAGAUGGUGGAUGAGAUAGAUGAUCUGUUGGAGAAAUAUGGGUUUGUGCCGGAUACUUCCGAGGUGUUGUAUGAUAUGGAAGAGGAAUGGAAACAAGAGGCUCUGAGCCAUCAUAGCGAGAAGCUGGCCAUUGCUUUUGGGUUGAUCAGUACAAAGCCAGGGACUACCAUACGGAUAGUGAAGAAUCUGCGUGUUUGUGGUAACUGUCACUCUGCAACUAAGCUGAUUUCGAAGAUAUUUAACAGAGAAAUCAUUGCUAGAGAUAGAAAUCGGUUCCACCAUUUCAAAGAUGGGCUUUGUUCGUGUAACGACUACUGGUAAACCAUGUAAGUAAACUGAACUUAGUUCCCGUUUGAUUACUCCAAUUGCUGAAUACAUAUAUGUCUUAGUU
This is a messenger RNA of Linum trigynum, 5819 nucleotides long. The record is from the annotation of a GenBank genome assembly. NCBI's taxonomy places the organism in Eukaryota, Viridiplantae, Streptophyta, Magnoliopsida, Malpighiales, Linaceae.